Messenger RNA from Aethina tumida (small hive beetle), 730 nucleotides. RefSeq lists its product as uncharacterized. Bases 121 to 711 code for a protein of 196 amino acids. Lineage: Eukaryota; Metazoa; Arthropoda; Insecta; Coleoptera; Nitidulidae. The record is from RefSeq and is a predicted model, not a curated record. The transcript is spliced from 3 exons.
CUCAAAAAUAACAACACGUUUGUUUUGAUUAAAUUUUGGAAUACAAAAAACAUAUUUAAAUUUUAAUAAAAUUUGUUUGACAAAUUAUUAUAAUUAUUUUAAAGAAAUAUCAAAUAAAGAAUGGAACCACAAAUACAAAAACAAAUAGACUCUUUGAGUGCUUUAUUGCCAAAACAUGUCGAUAGCUGGAAGUCGGCAAUACAGGAAGCUAAAAAAGUAGUAAGGGCACUUAUAAACUUUUCUGAACAAAUUAGCCACAUUAAAAAGGUGGAGUCUAAAAACAUACCAGACAAUUUAUUUGAAAGGAAAUCCAGUUUAGAAUUUAAUAUUUUAAGUAACAUUGAAGAUGAAUUGGUAUCUCUUAAAACACACAUGGAUUUUCUCAACAACAUAAACCACGAUUUAAACAAUAAAAUAUUGGCGUUGGAACGAUCAACCGCACAACUAGACUGGGAUGCUGAAUCACCUUUGAUAAAAGGAUCCGGUAAUCAGCCUUCAUUAGCGCGAUUUUUGGAGCUCAUCUUUGAUUUCUGGCGCUUUUUUGUCAUGACAAUGAAAAACAUUAAUUCUAAUUACAAAACCAUCGACUUUAGAGAUGAAAAAUCUCUGCAGAAUCUGGACCAAUCGUUAAACAUCGAUUUAAAUAAUAAUACUAUAACUUAUUUGUUAGCCAUUAGUCAGUAUAUAAAAAAUGAACAUGCUAUAAAUUAAUAAAAACAUUUUCAAGAGA